Jatropha curcas is the source of this 5936-nucleotide messenger RNA. Lineage: Eukaryota; Viridiplantae; Streptophyta; Magnoliopsida; Malpighiales; Euphorbiaceae. The record is from RefSeq and is a predicted model, not a curated record.
CAUGAAGUUAUGCACGACCGAUGAGUGAUAGCCAUAUUCAAGUGCAUCCGGUGCGAUAGGCCUUAGUGAGACUGCUAUGCAUCCUUUGUUUCGUGAAUCGUGUUAACAGAAUCCCCCCUCUUUCAAAGGCCCAAACCCUUCGUAGUAGUCGUAAAAUCAAAACCCACACAACCUACACAGGCGAAUAUGGAUGCUUACCAACAGCAUCAUAGGUACAUGAGACCACCGCAACAGCAACCGCAACAGCCACCGCCACCGCCACCUAUGCCACCUUCGGCUGCGGAUCCCCACCAUUAUCUCCACCAUCAACCUAGACCCCCGUUUCCUCCACAAGGCACGUGGUACUCCAACCAAUUCCAGUACCACCCACCACCACCACCUCCACCUGCAACAUCUUCUCACUCUCCAUCUCCUUCACCUUCUCAACAGUGGGCCGUGUCCCCGCACUCUGACCAUAUCGCUCCACCCCCUCCUCCUUCCUCUGCUUAUCCUCCUCCUCCUCCUCCACCCCCGUACACCUAUCCAUCUCACCUCCCACCUCAAAACCACCAGUUCCCUCCUCCUCGCCCUCAUUUACCUGGUCCUCCUCAUUCUCAGAUUCCCCAACCUUACGCUCAGGUUAAUCAAGAAUGGGGAAAUCAAAACUGGGGGCAACAGCAAAGUUGGGAUUAUCAAGCCCAUAACAAUGUGGAGGACUGGGCUGCUAGAGCCAGAGCGUGGGCAGCACAAAAAGCAGCCAUGGAGGAUCACCAUUCUCAGUCUCAAUUUACGCAGGCUGGCAGAACAGAAGAACAAAGUCGGUUUCAUGACCAGUACCCUCAAGCUGCUGAUUCUCAUUAUCAAGAUAUUCAGCAACAACCAUUCCAUUCAUCAGGCUAUCAACAGUAUCAAGUUUCAGCAGCACCUGUUCACCAGCCAUCAAUAGCUUAUUCACUAGAGAAUGCCUCUUUCAAUCAUGGACAAUCUUCUAAUGCUUCUACUGAAGGGGGUAUGUCUUACAUUCUUGGAGGUGGAACUUCAGCUGGAGCACCAACUACAAGUCCAUCUGUUCUUCAGCAGGAGGUACCUUCUAGUUAUUCUUCUGUUACAGGUAAAGAAGAGACCAUAGAUCAAAAGGAUCAGGUGUACAAAUCUUCGCCUUUGCUCAUAUCCUCAACUCCAGAAGGACACCAUCGUAUGCAACCAUCAUUGCCUGCUGUUGGUGGAUCUGUUAUGACUGAACAGUCAUUUGCAUAUGGCAAUCCAGGAGCUGACCACGCUGUCGACCCUAGCAAUCAGCCAUUAGAAUUUGCACCCAGUUUUAUCCGUAAUCAUGACCCACAUAUGCAAUCCAGUUAUGCUGCUCAUCAUGAUUCAGCAGGAAAUGUAAGAGGCCUUGGCCCCGUCACCCCAUUAUCUUCGGUUAACUCUUGGAAUCCUGCUGUUGCAGCUGGUGCUGUUUAUUCGUCAAUCCCUCCAGGUGUGCCAUCAGUGCCUCAGCAUGAUUCUUCUGUAGCCAUACCUUCUCCUGUUCCUGGACAUGCUGCGCCACCAUUUGGAAGCUUCCCUGGAUCAAGUUUUCAGCCAACAAUUCCAUCUGCUGCAUUGCCUUAUGGUCUUGGUCCAGGAACUUCAAUUCAUCCUACAACUGGCUUUCCAGGUGAUGCUUAUGGUGUUUCUAAUGUUUCUGAGCGGCCUAAAAAGGUUUCUGUUCCCAAUUGGCUAAAAGAAGAAAUAAUAAAGAGUGCGUCUGUUAUCACGAGGUCAUCUUUAGAACACCCAAAAGAGGAAACAAAGUCCAUUGAGGAUGAAGGUGUUGAUAAACCUUUUGGGAAGGGUGACCAAGCAGAUAGCAAAAGUAUUGAUUCUUUUAGGUCGACUGAAGAAGAGGAUGAAGAUGAGGACGAUGAGGAAACUGCAAGAACUGCAGCUAUUAAUCAAGAAAUAAAACGUGUUCUUACCGAAGUUCUUUUAAAGGUUACUGAUGAGCUUUUUGAUGAAAUUGCAACGGAAGUUCUUAAUGAAGAUGAUCUUCCUAUUGGAGGUGAGCAGAAUACUUUCUCCUCAAAUCAUAAGGUAUCUCCAUCUCCUCCAGAAAUCCCAACUCCUAAGGCAUCUGCAAAGGUUCUAGUUCCAGUUAAAGCCAGAGAGUCUGAUACUGAAGAUGUCAGUGAAAAAUCCAGUUCUGGGGCCCCUGGAAAUGUGUUGGGUCUUGCUAACUAUGCAUCUGACGAUGAAGAUGAUGAUGAUGAAAUCAAGAGUUCCAGCAUGUUAAGUUUUAGGAAAAAUGAUGCACUUCAGCAAUCUAGCAUUCCAAAGUUUUCAGAAGACAUGCAUGACCCAGCUGAAAAUGGCAAUGUACCGAUAGAACAAGGAAUGAACAUUACAGGACAGACAAAUUUGGAGAGGAAAACCAGUUCAAUUGAGUCCAAAAAUGCUGCUAGUAGUGGGUUUAGGGAAACCAAGUUACUUUCUGGAGCUAGGGAUGUUGAAAUUGGUCCUGGUAGUGAAAAAGCAGUACAUAUGAAUAAUGAUUCUGGUUUGAAAGCUACUCAUGGAGAAAAGGUUACGGAUGUUCAGAUUAGGGAAAACAGGAUGACAUUAAAUGAAGAUCACCGACAUGAAAGUAAAAAGAGUUAUUCUGGAAAGGACAUUGAAGAGGCAGAGCAUGGGAGUAAGCCAGGUGAGAAAGCUGACAGUAACCGUAAGAAACAGGAUGAGAGAAACCUAAGAAAGGAAAAUACAGAUGAUCAAAAUGGCUCAAAAGAAAGAAUGAAAGAGCAAGGUGAUAAGGCUGCAGAAAAAGGAAAAGAACCUGAAUCAAGAAAAAGAUCAACCCGUCUUGAUGUCAAGGAGGAUAGGAAAGGGGGAGACAAAAUUCAUAGAUCAAGUACUAAAGAAGAUAACAACAGAAAAAGAGGACGAGCAAAAGAUAAGGAGGAAGAUGGAGCAAGACAUAAGCGUACUAGUGAGUCGAGCAGGCAUAAGAGAAGGCGCUCCUCUUCAACUAGCAGUAGGGGCAGGAACAGCAAGGACAACGAUUCAGUUGAUGAAGCAUCGGAUGAUUCUAAGAGAAAACAACAUUCAAGAAAGCGGAACUUAUCACCAUCACCUGUCAGGUCUAGAAGAAGACAAGUUUCGCGGUCACCUCAUAGCAAGCAUUCACAGCGCAGGCAUUCUCCCUACUCUUCUCUUGAGUCUUCCAGGUAUGUUGCUGUGCAGUCUGUAAGAUUAAGAUUGGGAAGGAGGUCGAGGUCCAAAUCACCUGCAAUGAAAUACAAGUUGGAGGCUCUUGAAGAUCUGCCGAGCUGUGAAAUUAACCAAUCAACCCUAAAGGCAGGGAUAAGGACUAACGUACAAAAUCGAAGCAAUGGAGGAAGGCCUCUGGCAACUCGGGUGGGUCUCUGGUCCGUUUGGCUAUAUGGGCUUGUUCUUAUUGCUUUCUCUUUGUACACUACUCAGAUGUUACCUUCCUUUAACGAUGAUGAAAUUCAAACGUCGAUCGUCGAUUUGGGCAAUCCUAAAAUUACAAUCUUUUCAGCUCCUCUUCCUUUUUCUGGUUCAGCUAAGGAUAGGCAGAGUCUUGCUAUUCGUUCUUGGCUUGCAUUAUCUUCUCAAAUCACUGUCAUUCUUUUCACCCAAGAUUCUUCUGCUGUUUCUUUUGCCUCUGCCUUUGGUUUACGGGUUUUAGUCGAUUCCAGUAUCGAUUUCACGUUUUUCGGUACCCCUUUCUUUCAUUCAAUGAUUGAAAGAUCACGGGAAUUUGAAACAGACGUAUCUGUUUCUGUCAACCCAGAGACUGUUCUUUUUCCUGAUUUCAUUUCCACCUUAAAUCAUGCUUAUAAACUUGACCAAGAUUGGCUUCUUGUGGCUUCAACGCGAAAUGUUUCUCACUUCCCUUUUCAAUUGGAUGAUUUUGGGAGACAUUGGCUAAGAGAGGAUGGUAAAUGGAUUAGACCUCAGGAGUUGCAGGAGAUGCUGCUUGGUCAGAAUUGGGAAUGGAGUCAUUCUGAUGAUAAAAUGAUUAUGGCAUGGAACAGCAAAAAUGUACCUUUACAUAAUGGAGUACUACCUCCUUUUUUGUAUGGAAAAGGGAUUCAUAAUCACUGGGUCUUUAAUGAGGCCGCAUUAUCUGAAUUCCGGUUUGUAUUUGAUGCAAGUUGGGCUAUGUCAAGUUUCUAUCUGAAUGAUCAUGGAUCUCAGUCUAAUAAGUCUGUGAAGGACUAUGGUUUUUCACAUAUUUUAAACAGAAGCUGGGAAAAUGUUGGGAAUUCUCAUCUUGGUGCAGCAUAUGGGUCAUUAUAUUUCCAUGAAAUUAAUUAUUCUAGCUUAUUAAAACUUGUGAAAUGUGAUGGGCAAUAUCUUUUUGUUGACAUAACUGAAGACGUUGCCUAUCCAUUUAAGGACCAGGGACUGAGGAAUAGAAGGGUUUUGCAUUCCAGGACAAAAAAGAAAAAUAUUGCUUGUGUUCACAAUAUUAAAUCACAAGAAAGAAUGGUAGAUUGCUCUUUGAGAGAUCAGUUGAACUAUUUGGCACCAUUAGAUUUUCCAUUUUCCUUAGAGUCACUUCUUUCAGCAACUGCAGAUAAGAAUAAAACAAUUGUGCUUGCUGUUGCUGGGUAUAGUUACAAGGACAUGCUAAUGAGUUGGGUGUGCAGACUUCGCCACCUCCAAGUCACAAACUUCUUGGUUUGUGCGCUUGACCAUGAAACUUAUCAGUUCUCUGUCUUACAGGGCCUACCUGUUUUCCAUGAUCCAUCAGCUCCGAGUAACAUUAGCUUUGAUGAUUGCCAUUUUGGAACCAAAUGCUUUCAGAGGGUGACCAAAGUGAAGUCCAGAAUGGUUCUGCAGAUAUUGAAGCUAGGAUACAAUGUACUUCUGAGUGAUGUGGAUGUGUAUUGGUUUGCAAAUCCAUUGCCAAUGCUUUAUUCUUUUGGUCCAGCAGUUCUCAUGGCACAGUCUGAUGAAUACAAUAAAACAGGACCUGUGAACUUGCCUAGGCGCUUGAACUCUGGCUUUUACUUUGCCCGUUCUGAUGGUUCAACAAUUGCUGCUAUGGAGAAGGUGGUAAAGCACGCAGCAACUUCAGGCCUGUCUGAGCAGCCAAGUUUCUAUGACACAUUAUGUGGGGAAGGUGGAUCCAAUCGCAUUGGAGAUGAUAGAUGCUUGGAACCUGAAACAAAUCUGACAGUUCAUUUCUUGAAUAGAAACCUCUUUCCUAAUGGUGCAUACUUAGACUUGUGGCAGAAAAAAAAUGUGGGAAAAGCCUGUAAAAAGAAGGGCUGUCUAAUUCUUCAUAACAAUUGGAUUAGUGGAAGGAUGAAGAAGCUGGAGCGUCAGAUUUUGUCAGGUUUAUGGGAGUAUGAUAAUAGCAAAAGAAUGUGCUGCAGGGGUUGCUCAGUUCUACAUUGACCUGGUUAGUGUUCAAUUGAUAUUUUCUUGUCCUCUGUCCACAGCUAACUUUGAUUUGUGAAUGAGAAUGGAGAAGAUAAGAACUAAUUCCCUCCAUCUAAGUUACGAGCAAGGUCUUAAAUUGUGGACAUGGUAAUAGUGUAGAUGCAUCAGUAUCUCACGGCUGUAAUGGUCACGAUCAGUGCUAUGUGAAAUUAUGGUAUCGACUAUGUCAAUAUGAUUCAGCAUUGCUGUUUGUUACUGUGCCUUGAAUUUUGAAGCCACCCUCAAGCCCAUGAUUUCCGCCAACACAUGUGCUUGCCAUACAAAGUUGAAUGCUUCACUUUGAAGAAUAGCAAGUCAGUGUUAUUUUUGCAAGAUGAGCAAGUUUACCAUCCUUCAUUGUAAAGAACUUGAAGUUGGCCAAAACUGACUUUGGCACUGUAUGAAAUGUGGAUGUAGCUCUUUGAGAGAAAAUUUUGUUAGAUUCAUUUUCUUCUCCUAGUUUAGGACGGUAAUUUUAUUCCAAUAUUUAGCUAUUGCCGUUACAAUUUUAAGAGAGAAAA